AUGGUCGCUCCGAGCUACAGUUCCGCAGCCCGAGCCGGAGGCAAGCCUGCCACCGAGACAACCCCCAAUUUCGAAGACCCGAACUUCGACCCUGCCGAAUUCCUCAACGAAACACUGUCACCACUAGCGGUCACAUCUCCACAGGGCAGCGCAGUCAGACCACAAGGCUCCGUGCCACUGACGGAGCUGUCCGUGCAAUUACAAGCACUGCUGUCGCAGAUCAGCGCCCAAAAUGUGCGCCUGUCGAGUACCCUCUCGCAGCUGAGCGAUGAGAUUCUUCGCGGGGGAGGGCGGCUCGCCUACGAGGUGGAACUCCUGCGAGGAGAGACGAUAGGACUAUCGGAGACUCUAUCAGAAACGCUGGACCAGGACAUUGCCAAAUUUGUACCCGAGUCCACAGCAGAUACCCAGUCCCGCGUGACUGGCACCGUCCACCAGGAAACCCCGAAAGAACCGACCGAAGAGGCACCGAGCGCCGUAGAAGGAGACGAGGGCGAAGGUGCCGCAGAGCGUGCAGUCCUGCCUACCAUCCACGAACCCGAGUACAUUGCCAACCUUCGCACCCUGAACUCCGUACGCGCGCGCCUCGAAGAUGUCGUCCAGACAUUUGGAGAUGCGAUGGAGUGGCCCCUUCCCCCCUCUGAGAUCUCUUUCUCCUCCUCCUUCAUCUCCGUGUCAGGGCCAGAGCUUGGUGCAGAAGGCAGCGACCAGGAGGAGAAAGGACAAGAAGUGAUGAGGAAGAUCCGGGCGGAGAUUACGGGGUUGCUGGACCGCGACGAAGGCGGACGCGAGGGUCUGGAGGCGGCCAGUCGGCGACUUGAGGCCUUACGCCAGCUGGCCGUCGUCUGGAAGGGCUCUGCAGAGGAAAAGGCGCGACAGCGCUUUGUGGAUGCCCUUGGUCGAAUCGUGGAUGAGCGAAGGCGCAACUUGGACCAUAAGCAAGCCAUGGCCGAGCAGAGCCAGCGUGCGCCUCGAUCACGCAUGGAGCCACCGCGAGACAAUGACAGUGGAGCGACUGGCGGUGGCCUGUUCCGUAACCUACAGCGCCUCCGAGAAGAGAUCUAUCUGGAUUAG
Penicillium diatomitis is the source of this 1074-nucleotide messenger RNA. RefSeq lists its product as uncharacterized. Bases 1 to 1074 code for a protein of 357 amino acids. The transcript has a single exon. The record is from RefSeq and is a predicted model, not a curated record. Lineage: Eukaryota; Fungi; Ascomycota; Eurotiomycetes; Eurotiales; Aspergillaceae.